AUGGGCGGCACGAGCCACUUUGUCGUGGAGAAGCGGGACCAUCCCGGGUCCUCGGAGCAGGCCAUCGAGAACGAGCCCGACUGGGGUGCGGGGCACAACCACCGCGUCGGGUUCAAGAACGUCGAUGGCCGCGUCCCGGGUUACAGCGGCGAGCCGGGCGGGCCCAAGUACUGGGAGAAGGCGAUGAAGAAGUACGAGGCCCUGCUCGACAGGAAGCGAAAGGGCGAGCUCAUCAACUUCCGCGACGUCAUUGACGGCGAGGACGACCUUCGUCUCAUCCACCCCCAGGACAGGGCGGUAGGCGUUCGAUUUGCCCUCGACUGUACCGAGGACUGGGUCAAGUAUGGGCAAAAGUGGCCAAUCAACGAGGCGAAGAAGAAAAAGGUGGAGGAAAAAAAGAAGAAGAGGGAAGAAGAACAAGACUCACAACAGAACGGCGCCAGCGAGCCUGCAAAGCCUGCGCAUGACGACAAGACGAGCCACGGCGAUCUCAAGGAUGAGCGGAAGAACGACGUGGGCGAGGGCAAGACGCUCGAGGAUAAGUAUACCGAUGAGGAGCGAGCGCUCCUGCGGGCCCUGCAACAUGAGAAGGACUACAUGGCCAACCUCGGGACCAACGACGGCAACCAAGAGUCGCCGCAGAAGCACAACCGCUGCGACGUCUCCAUUGACGAGGCCGAUCAGUUCACGCCUGACAACUGGUUCCCCCGCAGCGCCGAGCUCAUCCGACUGACGGGGAAGCACCCGCUCAACGCCGAGGCGCCCCUCACAGGCCUGCUGGCCGCGGGUCUCAUCACGCCCAACGAGCUGCACUAUGUGCGAAACCACGGCGCCGUGCCGCGGUUGAUGUGGGAGUACCACACGGUCGACAUCAACGACGGCAAGCUCACCCUGACCAUGGACGAGCUGAAGCACGGCUACCGCAGCAUCAACAUUCCCGUCUUCAUGGCCUGCGACGGCAACCGCCGCAAGGAGCUGAACAUGAUGCGCAGAACGCAGGGCUUCAACUGGGGCGCCGGCGGCGGCGGAUGCGCCUACUGGAAGGGCGCCCUGCUGCGCGACGUGCUGCUCGCGGCCGGCGUGCCAGACGAUCUCGGCAACGACGGCCCGCGGCGCUGGAUCAACUUUGAGGGCUCGGAGGACCUCAGCGCCGGCAAGUACGCGACCUGCAUCCCGCUGGCGUACGCCAUGGAUCCGCGCAACGACGUCAUGCUGGCCUACGAGAUGAACGACCUCCCGCUGCCGCCGGAUCACGGCUACCCUGUCCGGGUCAUCAUCCCGGGCCACGUCGGCGGGCGAUGCGUCAAGUGGCUCAAGCGGGUCUGGGUUUCCGAGAAGGAGAACGACUCGUACUACCACAUCUGGGACAACCGCGUGCUGCCGUCCUUUGUCACGGACAAUGAGAGCCCCUUUGCCGAGACCAUGUUCCGCCAUCCCGGCACGGCGUGCAUGGAGCAGAACCUCAACUCGGUCAUUGUGCACCCCCAGCAGGGCGAGAAGAUGCUGCUCAAGGACGCCGGCAAAGGAAAAGGGGCCGAGUACCGAAUCCAGGGGUUCGCCUACGACGGCGGCGGCCACGAGGUGCAGCGCGUCGAAGUCUCGCUCGACGACGGCGAAACCUGGCUCUACUGCAUCCGCAAGUUCCCCGACCUGCCGAUCCGCCACGGCAAAAAGUUCUGGACAUGGUGCCACUGGCACGUCGACGUGCCGCUGCAUCGCAUGGUGCAGGCGCGGAGCAUCAUGGUCAAGUGCUGGAACGUCUUUAAAAACUUGCAGCCGCGGGACCCGGCUUGGAACCUCAAGGGCAUGAUGACAUUGCUGGACGACGAGACGGACGGCGCGUACGUGCUCUUUCGACACCCGACUGAGCCGGCCAACGGUGACGGCGGGUGGAUGCAGCCGAGUGUCGUCAACCAGAUCGAGCUGGCGAAGCGCGAGGCCGGGACGCCGCAGAAGCAGUUUACACGUGAGGAGAUUGAGAAGCACGAUUCCGAGGACGACUGCUGGAUCGUCGUCGACGGCAAGGUGUACGACGCAACGUCCGUCAUGUCCUGGCACCCGGGUGGCAAGGCGCCGAUCAUGGCGCAUGCCGGCCGGGUACACGCAGAGACGACGGAGGAAUUUGGCAGCAUCCAUGACGGCUUUGCCUAUGAGAAGCUGAAAGAAUGCCUCUUGGGCACCGUCACCAACAAGGCGGCCAAUUUCAUCAAGGAGAACGCCAAAAAGCAGGCUGCCGAGAAGGCCAAGUCCAAAGGCGACAACAAGGCGACGCUGCAGAAACACCGCUGGGUGCCGACCAAGCUCAUCGCCCGCAAGGCCAUCUCCGAGGACACGCGCGCCUACACGUUCCAGCUGCCCGACCACAAGGCGAUUCUCGGCCUCGGCACAUGCCAGCACAUCCUCAUCGGCUUCCACCUCAAAGACAAGAUGCUCGUUCGGUCGUACACGCCGACGCGGCCGAUCCUGCCUGCGCUGAAUGACACGCCAGACCGGCUCCCCAGCCCGGCACAGAACGGCAUCCCCAACGGCAGGGGGGCCGGAGAGCGCAGCAAGGCCAUCAACGAGCAGCAUCACGAUCUUCGCGACGGCGACGGCACGUUUGAGUUGGUGGUCAAGACGUACUUCCCGACGGACCAGCAGCCCGGUGGCGCCAUGUCGAAUAUCCUCGACUGCAUGCCGCUCGGCGAGGAGGUUGAGAUUCGCGGACCGACGGGCGAGAUUGUUUACCUCGGCAAUGGCACGUUCCUCAUCGACGGCGAGGAGCGCAAGUAUCGACGUGUGUCUCUUGUUCUCGGCGGAUCGGGUGUGACGCCUGGGUUCUCCCUCCUUUCGCGCGUCAUCAUGUCUGGCGAUGACGAGACGGAGAUCAGGGUCGUCGACGCCAACAACACCGAGGCUGACAUUCUGCUGAGGGAGGAGAUGGAGGAGCUUGUCAAGAAGAGCAAGGGACAGUUGAAGGUUGUACACGUGCUCAGCCGGCCGAGCGAUGAAUGGAAGGGACUGACAGGAUACGUGACGGGGGAGAUUCUCAAGAACAACUUGUUCGCGCCGGGCGAGGGGGCGGCCACGUUUGUGUGCGGGCCGCCAGUGAUGAUGCAGAAGGCGGUGCUGCCGGCGAUGAAAGAAUGGGGGUAUGAAGAGGACAAGGACUUGUUUGGCUUCUAG
Messenger RNA from Verticillium dahliae VdLs.17, 3165 nucleotides. Its product is annotated as nitrate reductase. The record is from RefSeq and is a predicted model, not a curated record. Lineage: Eukaryota; Fungi; Ascomycota; Sordariomycetes; Glomerellales; Plectosphaerellaceae. Gene Ontology annotation, molecular function: molybdenum ion binding; oxidoreductase activity. Bases 1 to 3165 code for a protein of 1054 amino acids. The transcript is spliced from 3 exons.